UUUAAUACUGUUGUUGACUGGAUUCAUUACUAGAAAUAAAAGCAGAUAAAAGGGACAAAGUUCUUCUUUUAUUCGUAAUUAAUAAAGACUGAAGAACAGCGUCCUUGUACCGCGAUACUGGAUAAUUUUAUAUACAUGUUAGUCUUAAACAUUGUUUUACCCGAAGCACACUUACUUGACGUUUUAUUCGGUCACGUAACUGUAAAUAUUAACAAAAUUUAAACUCUUAUUUUACCGUAAUUUAACCGCACUAGUCAUCAAUUUCUUCUGCUUUUCAAUUCAACUAUUUCCCCCGUGUUUUAACACUCUUUUUUACCUUUCGAUUAAGUGAUUAUUUGUAUUAAAAAUGAUUAAAACGCAAUGGAUAAUGACGACUGUACUCCUGUAUAGCUUUUUGGGGCUGUUUCUCGGCGCUUCAAUAUCAGCCGGUAUAUUCAUAUUCCAAGUCGCUGUUGUCCCUUUGAUAUUUAAAUAUUCGAAAACAUUCCGAAGAAGUCUGAUUUUUGCUAAUUUCGUACAAUGGCCUUUAAGUAUAGACUACGAGAAUCCAUCCUCCACUGGUUUAGAAGGAGCCAGAAACUUUAAUAUUGAAUAUCAUUCCAAAAUUGACAGAUAUCCAGUCAGAAUUGGUAUUUGGCAUAUACUACCAAAGAGUACGUAUGAACGUAUGAAAGGUAGUUUUGAAGGGAAUUGUGAUAAAGAACAAUUAAAUAUUAAAAUGGAUGACGAAUUAGUUAAUUCUAAGACACCUGUCAUAUUAUAUUGUCAUGGUAACGCUAAUUCUCGUGCCGCGUGGCACAGGAUUCAGUUGUAUAAAUUUUUCCAACAAAUGGACUUCCACACUAUAGCUUUCGACUACAGAGGCUACGGAGACUCAACAAACCUGACACCAAGUGAAGGCGGUGUUGUUGAAGACUCACUCAUUGUGUACGACUGGUUGAAUACUAUGUUAGAUAAAGGCGCGGAAAAACCUCCAUUAUUUGUAUGGGGACAUUCUUUAGGUACUGGAAUAUCAUCUCAUCUUCUCGGCAACCUGAAGGAGUUGUCCUUUGAGAUUCUAGAACGUUCUAGUCCUUUACCUCAACCGAAAGGACUCAUUCUGGAAUCUCCAUUCAAUAAUAUUGCUGAUGAAGUCGCGAAUUAUCCACUUGCAAAGUUAGUGAUAUGGUUGCCGUACUUUGAGAGUGCAUUUGUGGAUCCGUUCCGAGCGAAUUGUUGUGAGCACGCUUUCGUAUCUGACGUGCAUUUGACACGAGUGCGCUCUCUGCCAAUCCUCUUGUUGCACGCGAAGGAUGACAUUGUGGUGCCAUACGUCGUCGGCAAGAAGUUAUACAAAUCUAUAUUAGAAUCUCGUACUGAAGGCGAUGCUGUUGUAAAACUACACGCUUACGACAGCAAACACAAUUUGGGACACAAAUGGAUCUGUAACGCACCAGAUCUGCCCGAUGUUGUGAGAAACUUCGUGAAGGCACAUCAAUGAUUGUGGGACUGAAAUUUACUCUUACAUUAAAAUGGUUUUUUACAUUUCACGUGGCAACAGAGAUGUUACACUUUUUAUAA
This is a messenger RNA of Papilio machaon (common yellow swallowtail), 1560 nucleotides long. RefSeq names its product lysophosphatidylserine lipase ABHD12. Gene Ontology annotation, molecular function: phosphatidylcholine lysophospholipase A1 activity; monoacylglycerol lipase activity. Gene Ontology annotation, biological process: phosphatidylserine catabolic process; monoacylglycerol catabolic process. Gene Ontology annotation, cellular component: endoplasmic reticulum membrane. The record is from RefSeq and is a predicted model, not a curated record. Bases 347 to 1480 code for a protein of 377 amino acids. Lineage: Eukaryota; Metazoa; Arthropoda; Insecta; Lepidoptera; Papilionidae. The transcript has 10 exons.